Athene cunicularia (burrowing owl) is the source of this 864-nucleotide messenger RNA. It is a transcript of the gene EFCAB10, whose product is annotated as EF-hand calcium binding domain 10. Gene Ontology annotation, molecular function: calcium ion binding. The record is from RefSeq and is a predicted model, not a curated record. Lineage: Eukaryota; Metazoa; Chordata; Aves; Strigiformes; Strigidae. The transcript has 4 exons. Bases 1 to 612 code for a protein of 203 amino acids.
AUGGAAAAAGCUGGGCCCAAUUCAAGGAUGCAGGCUGACAUCAUUACAAGGCUUCUAUCAUCCAUGAAAGAUCACAGCGAACAGCGUACAGGGUUUCUAAGGACUAGAAAAGGCAAAUGCAAUGCCCAUUUUCAAGAAAGACCCAGGAAACUACAGGCUGCUCAGACCAACCUCAAUCUCAGGCAGAUUAUGGAACAAACUGUCCUAGAAGCCAUGUCCAGACAGUGUGCAUUCACCAAGGGGAAACUGCCUGACCAACCUGCUUCUGUGAUGAAACGGCUGCCUUCAGGGCCCUGCGUCUGCGGGCAAUGUGAAUUCCUUGCAGAAAGACCACGCGAGUUCCUGAUCCAGGCGCUGGAAAGGGUGAAGGCUGGACCCCGAGCCGAGGGGCAGUACCCGCACCUCAUGGACGAGGCCAACCUGGCCGCCAUGUUCCGCUUGCUGGACGUGGUGGGCCAGGGCCGCGUAACGCCAGCGCAGUACCGGGAAGCUCUUAAAACUUUGGGACUGAGCACUGAAGAUCUGCAGUUUGGAGAUGAUGUGAAUAUCACACUGGAUGUAUUCAAGGAAGGAGUGAAGAAGAGGAUGCUGGAGAGCUGGGCUGGGUAUUAGCUUGAGCAGUGGUCUGCUACAUAUAUUAGAAAUAGGCAUCUUGCUCCAGAUCUGGUUUGUCAGCUGUGGAUGGCCAAUACUCAUUCCCUCCCCCUCUAAGCAAUCAGCUGAAAAGGACAAACGACAAAGAACUUGUUCACACUUAACAGGCCCUAGAAGGGUAUUUUUUGAUAAUUGAUUUUCUUAAUGCAAGUAGAUGGUUUAAAAAAAAAAAAAAAAGAAAUCUUAUUUACACAACUAAAAUAAUGUUUU